Nerophis lumbriciformis (worm pipefish) is the source of this 1052-nucleotide messenger RNA. It is a transcript of the gene rnf224, whose product is annotated as ring finger protein 224. Lineage: Eukaryota; Metazoa; Chordata; Actinopteri; Syngnathiformes; Syngnathidae. The record is from RefSeq and is a predicted model, not a curated record.
UGUAUGAGCUGACAUUCCUGGAAUAUUACAAUUAUUUUGCACAGCCAGAUUAACUAUCCAUAUACAAAAGUACAAAAAGUGAAAGAGUGUACAAAAAAAUCUGAGAGAAAGUAACCGUCCAAUCAGAAGUCAGUAAGAGUCCUGUUGCCAGGCAACAGCUGUGUAACCUGAUGAGCAGUCAUUAAGUUACACAACAUUGAAAAAAACUCUUUAAAAACAUUGUAGCAUGUCCAAAUGUUCAAAUGAUAUCAUUCCAGCGUCUUCUUCUCCCUCCUUACUUACACAUGCUUGGUGAACAACGGCCGGCGAACAUUUAUUGAUUAUGAAUUAUUGAUCAGGAAAGCCAACAGAGCCCGAGGGAGGAGGAAGCAACACACACGAGCAGGAAGUAGAAGGACACGGACGACGCCAUGGAAUAAAAGAAAAAAAAAAGGAAUGUUUCUUUUUAACCGCCAUCCUUAAGCCCCGCCCUCAAAGAGUCAGCAGGUAUUCUUUGUGUGCGUGUGACCAUUUCUACACUUGACAAAAGAAAAGUUGUCAUUUUUUUUAUUUUAGCCGGCAAAAUGUCGCGACUAACAGAAGAGCAGCCGCCCACCGUUGCCGUGGAGACGGCGACGGCGCUCAAAAGGCAGGACCCGGUGUGCAUCGUGUGCUUUGGCAGCUACGACCUGGCCAAGCGGUUGCCACGGCGACUGCACUGCGGCCACACCUUCUGCCAGGCGUGUCUGAAGAGGCUGGACACGGUCGUCAACGAGCAGGUGUGGAUCCCUUGUCCUCAGUGUCGCCAGAACACGCCGUGUCCUCGGGGGGGCGCGACAGGUCUGGACCUGGACUUGGCCUCCUUCCUGGCCAUCAAGGCGCGGCAGGCGGUUGGCUCCUCCUCCUCCUCCUGGAGCGGCGAGGCGGAGCAGGCCAAGAAGGUGUGGUCAGAAAAGGAGGCGGGAGCGGAGGGCUGGCCACACGGCGGCCUGGCUGAGCCGCGCUUUCAUCGGCACGCCAACUGCUGCACGCUGCUCUCCCAUUGGCUGUGCCGCUGCCUGAGGCGGAGCUAA